UAUAGUGAAUGCAGGGUCCGGGGAGACCAGAUAUAGUGAAUGCAGGGUCCUGGGAGACCAGAUAUAAUGAAUGCAAGGUCCGGGGCGACCAGAUAUAGUGAAUGCAGAUUUUGGGGAGACCAGAUAUAGUGAAUGCAGGGUCCGGGGAGACUGGAUAUAGUGAAUGCAGGGUCCUGGGAGACCGGAUAUAGUGAAUGCAGGGUCUGGGGAGACCGGAUAUAGUGAAUGCAGGGGUCUGGGGAGACCGGAUAUAGUGAAUGCAGGGUCCGGGGAGACCGGAUAUAGUGAAUGCAGGGUCCGG
Messenger RNA from Staurois parvus, 301 nucleotides. The record is from the annotation of a GenBank genome assembly. NCBI's taxonomy places the organism in Eukaryota, Metazoa, Chordata, Amphibia, Anura, Ranidae.